AUGGCGGCGGAGCACGACGGGACGGCCGACGGCAGGAGGAAGAAGACGGUCCGGUCGGAGGUCCUCGGCGUCUACCGGCUGCAGCGCGGCAUGUACCGGGCGCGGAUCUGGGACCCAUCGCGGCGCGCCAUGAAGAACCUCGGCGCCUUCGCCACCGCCCAGGAGGCCGCCAGGGCCUACGACGCCGCCGCCGUCGGGCUGCACGGCGCGGCCACGGCGCUCACCUACUUCCGCCAGCACACGGCUGCCGACGGCGACGGCGACGCGCCGCUCCUGCACGUCGACACGGACGCCAAGGCCGAUGCCGGGGACGCGCCGCUCCGGCACGUCUCCUGCGUGGGCGGCGAUGUCGGGGCCGAUGGCGACGGCGACGCGCCGCUCCGGCACUUCUCCUGCGUGGGCGAGGAUGUCGGGGCCGUGGAGUCGUGCCCAGGCCAUGAUGCGGCGGAGAGCGCCAAGGAGAGGAAGGCGCCGCUCAGGCCGGUCGCCCGGACCGUGUUCCGCCGCGUGCGCAGGAGGCCGAGCGGCAAGUGUGUGGCGAAGAUCAGGUGCCCAAAGGGGGGAGCUCGGAGGUACCUCGGCGGCUUCAGCACCGCCGAGGAGGCCGCCAGAGCCUACGCCGCGUCGGCGGUCAAGCUGCGCGGCGCGAUCGGCCUGAAGAAGGCGCGCGCGGCGGGGGAGGUCGGCUUCAAAGGUCAGGCCGGAAGGAAGGCGGCGGCGGCCGCUAAGUCGAGGUCGAGGUCGAGCUCGAGCUCUCUGCCGGUGUUCCGCGGCGUGCGCCAGACAGGGGGCGGCAAGAAGUACUCUGCGCGCAUCUGGGACCCGGCGCGGCGAGCGAAGCUGUUUCUCGGCGCCUUCGACACGGCCGAGGAGGCCGCCGGAGCGUACGACGCGGAGGCCGUCAGGCUGCGCGGCGCCAAGGCCAAAACCAACCUGAAGCAGCAGUCCAUGGCGAGGAAGAAGGCGGCGGCAAGGACGGACACCGGGACCGGGACCAAGUUCCGCGGCGUGCACCGGAAGCCCAGCGGCAAGUACGCGGCGCAGAUCAGGCACGCCGGUGAGAAUUCUCGGUGGCUCGGCCUCUUCGGCACCGCCGAGGACGCCGCCAGAGCGUACGACGCCGCGGCCGUCAAGCUGCAUGGCGUGAAGGCCAUCACCAACUUCAAGCAACCACCCAUGGCCGCCGCCGCAGCCGCUGUUGACGACGGCGAGGAGUCGCCCAUGGACCACAACGACGUCCCGGAGCUGCGUGGCGCGACGGCCAAAACAAACCUCAACCAGCCACCCGUGGUCGCCGGCUCUGGUGAUGACGGCGAGGAGUCGCGCAUGGACCUCGCCGACAGCGACUUCCCCGAGCAGCCGGCGCUCGACCUCUUCUCGGGCACCAUCACCGUAGACGCACAGCUCGACGAUGUGUUCGCCGACCUGCCACCGUUGGAUUUGCAGCAGGUGGACGAGCUCCUCAAGGACAUGGAAUUCGCCAAUAUGAUGGCUUGAUUUGUGUGUGCUCGUCCGGCGUAAAACAGGACAGAGACGAAAUGCGGCCAAUUUUG
Molecule: messenger RNA, 1553 nt
Organism: Triticum aestivum (bread wheat)
Lineage: Eukaryota; Viridiplantae; Streptophyta; Magnoliopsida; Poales; Poaceae
Exons: 1
Coding region: 1-1497 (498 amino acids)
Biological process (GO): regulation of DNA-templated transcription
Molecular function (GO): DNA-binding transcription factor activity; DNA binding
Source: RefSeq, a predicted model, not a curated record